Naegleria fowleri is the source of this 774-nucleotide messenger RNA. RefSeq lists its product as uncharacterized. Lineage: Eukaryota; Heterolobosea; Eutetramitea; Acrasida; Naegleriidae. Bases 1 to 774 code for a protein of 257 amino acids. The record is from RefSeq and is a predicted model, not a curated record. The transcript is spliced from 4 exons.
AUGGAGAAGAAACAAUCUCAGCAACAACAAGCAAUUGACCAGCACGACAACCACCUCCUCUUUACUUCAACCUCAACAGGAACCUCUCUUUCAGCUUUAUCACUACGUGCGCCUCAACAAGAUUCCAGAAGCAGCACCAGCACCACGAAUUGUUUUUCUUUCCAUGACUCUCACCACCACAUGAGAUCCAAAUACUUCACAAGAACUAGUACUACUGCAUGUGGUGGUGGUGGUGAUUGUUGUUCUGUUAUUCACCACCACAAGAAAGAAGGUUCUAUUCCAUCUGUAGCUACAAAUAGGUGUGUAUGUCGUGGAGGAGAUCCUGGUGCUGAAUCAUCUACAUUACUUUUAGAUUCCACCGCUUCAAGGAAGGAUCAAAUGAAAAACACAAAUGUUCGAUUGCAUGUGACUCACAAAGAAAUGUCUCGAUAUUUCAAUGCCUCUCAAAUAACUGCUGCUCGUCUCCUUGGAGUGAGUAUCUCAACUCUGAAGCGACGUUACAAGGAAGUGAGUAAUGGAAGUCGUUGGCCUUAUUCAAAGCUUUCCACUUCUGAAAAAAAGAAGAGUAUUUGGUUCUAUAUCAAUGAUGAAGAUGAGAAUGAGAAGUCCAUUUCCAAAGAGUGUCAACUCGUGUUAGCAAAAGCCUUUCAGAACUGCACAUUGCCUUCGACAUUCUACUUUUCAGAUUUGAGAAAACAGGAUCGAAGAGUGAUCUUUUACAAGUACAUUCCUGAACACUCGAACACAACAAAUCAAUCAACCUUGACGCACUAG